This is a messenger RNA of Lolium perenne, 372 nucleotides long. RefSeq lists its product as uncharacterized. The record is from RefSeq and is a predicted model, not a curated record. NCBI's taxonomy places the organism in Eukaryota, Viridiplantae, Streptophyta, Magnoliopsida, Poales, Poaceae.
UCCAGCAAAUCCGAUCCAGAAGCUGUUCAGAAUUCGGGGGAGGGGAAAAUGGCGGACUGGGGCCCGGUGAUCGUGGCGACGGUGCUCUUCGUGCUGCUCACGCCGGGGCUGCUGUGCACGCUGCCGGGGCGCGGCCGGGUGGCGGAGUUCGGGAGCAUGCACACCAGCGGCCUCUCCAUACUCGUCCACGCCGUCCUCUACUUCGCGCUCGUCACCAUCUUCCUCAUCGCCAUCGGCGUCCACGUCUACGCUGGCUAGCAUCGAUCGACCGAUUCGAGCUCUUCCCCACUUGCAUCUAGCUCGAGAUCUGGCUGACUGUUGGGCUAUGUACGGUCUUUGCUUGUAAACUUUUUUUGAGAAUUCGGCAGGUGA